AUGGCGCCCUCCCCAACGAUUCGCCGUCUUCUAAAAGAAACAGCGGAGCUCUCAUCUCCGUCCUCGAGUCCUAAUCCGGCAUUCUACGCCGCACCUGUGUCCGAUGCUGAUCUCCAUGACUGGCACUUCACCCUGCUCGGGCCUCCCGCUCCUUCGCCCUACGCUGGUGGCAUGUAUCAUGGGCGCAUCACAUUGCCACCAACAUAUCCAUUGAAACCACCAAACUUCCGCUUUCUGACACCCUCAGGGCGAUUUGAAGUCAAUCGCGAGAUUUGUCUGAGUAUUUCUGGAUUCCACGAGGAAACUUGGAUGCCAGCAUGGGGAGUACGAACAGCACUCACUGCGCUACGUUCUUUCAUGGCAGAACAAGGAACUGCUGGUCAAGUAGGCGGCCUAGAAGCCAGUAAAGAAGUGAGAUCACGUCUGGCAAAGGAAAGUCGUACGUGGAGGUGUGACGCCUGUAAGAAGACCAAUGAAACAAUUAUGAGAGAAUGGUGGGAUAUCUGCCAUGAGGCGGGACUCGAUGUGCAAGAAGAGGAGUUAGGUCUUGAAGCGUUGCCUGAGGGCAUGAACCUCGAAGCUCGGGCUUCCAAAGCGCAGGAGCAGCGGGCGAGGGAAAGUUCCCACCAAGAAGGACAGCACGAGGGACGGCAACGGCAAGAGACGCAGGUCCCUUCAAUCAUAUCGCUGGGUCAACGUGACCCUACAUCUCAACCUCAAACACAUACAGAUCCGCAUACACCACCACGCUCUCAGACUCACUCACGCUCUAUUUCCACCAGUACCAGCUCCCUUGUACCAGGUCCCAUUCCCCUUGUGCCUACACCCAGUGCAGAGGCAACACAGGCUAGGGCAGAAGCAGUACUCACCGCUUCCGAGCUCUCUCCCACCGGACGAUCCACGCGGCCGCUUUCAUCUCUCCAUUCUCAAUCCACACCACUCGCAGCUGCGACAGCCACGACGACCAAUCAUUCGGCACAGUCAUUACUUCCACAACGUCUUGGCGGGCGUAAUCGAGAACAACAGGCAAUUACAAUCGAUCGCGCUAUCGCGGGCGUUUUCCUUGCUUUGUGUCUGAUGGUUCUAAAGAAGAUAUUUUUUCCCGCGGGAUCGGGGGCUUCAGCCGAUGCGUUAACGAGAAACGAGUUCUAUCUACAGCGGGAAUGA
Messenger RNA from Exophiala aquamarina CBS 119918, 1167 nucleotides. RefSeq names its product ubiquitin-conjugating enzyme E2 J1. NCBI's taxonomy places the organism in Eukaryota, Fungi, Ascomycota, Eurotiomycetes, Chaetothyriales, Herpotrichiellaceae. The transcript has a single exon. Bases 1 to 1167 code for a protein of 388 amino acids. The record is from RefSeq and is a predicted model, not a curated record.